Macadamia integrifolia is the source of this 1375-nucleotide messenger RNA. RefSeq lists its product as uncharacterized. The record is from RefSeq and is a predicted model, not a curated record. The transcript is spliced from 8 exons. Bases 122 to 1327 code for a protein of 401 amino acids. NCBI's taxonomy places the organism in Eukaryota, Viridiplantae, Streptophyta, Magnoliopsida, Proteales, Proteaceae.
CUCUCUCUCUCUCUCUCUCUGUCCAUUGAUUUACUGCCGGAAGACGAAAAUAGGACUCACUUGGGAUGAACCAGUGACAUAAGGAAGCUUAUCUCAAACUAAGGCAAAGUUGGAGAGAAAAAUGGCCAGCUGUGUUUUGUUAUGUGAAGCACUCGUACUUUCUGUCGCAAUAAUUAAUUCCCUCAGCAGUGGCAUAGUAGAGGGAAGAAGCAUAACUAAAGAAGAAUAUUUGCAGAUGAAGGAACACAUGAAGUUUCUCAAUAAACCAGCAGUUAAGAGCAUUCAAACUACAUAUGGGGAUAUUUUUGAUUGUGUUGACAUAUACAAGCAACCUGCCUUAGAUCAUCCUUUACUCAGGAAUCAUACAAUCCAGAUGAGACCCAACACUUAUCCAAAAGGGAUUAAAAUUAAUGAGGCUUCUUCAUCUAAAGCUCCAAACUUAGCACUAAAAAAUGGAGGUUGUCCACUUGGAACAAUUCCUAUUCGAAGGACUCAAAUGUAUGAUAUGGUUAGAUCGACUUCACUCUCAAAGUUUGGGAAAAAGUUCAUCAAUGAUCAAUCAAUGCAUCAUUAUGCAAAGGCUGAAAUAAAAGGUCAAUAUUAUGGAGCUCGGGUAACCAUAAACCUUUGGAAUCCAAGAGUACAAGGCACAUGGAAAUCCUGGACUGAAUUCAGCCUUGUUCAGAUGUGGGUUGUCGCAGGUGCAGGAAAUCAAUUAAAUACCAUAGAAGCCGGAUGGAUGGUGUAUCGAAGAAUUUUUGGUGAUUAUCACACCAGACUAUUUAUAUACUGGACAAGCAGUCAGACAACUAUAAUCAAACAGGUUGCUACAAUUUGCUAUGCCAAAGAUUUUGUGCAAGUGAAUAAGGAUAUAGGUCUGGGUGGAACUCUUGAACCAGUAUCUGUAUAUAAUGGAACCCAGACUUCUAUAACUCUAUAUGUGUUCCAGGACAAGAAAGAUGAGAAUUGGUGGCUAGCAGUGGGAUCAGGAAUUUGGGUGGUUGCUGUUGGUUACUGGCCGAAGGAGCUCUUCAAUUUCUUAAACAUCAAAGCAGACAAGGUGGCAUGGGGAGGAGAAGUUUAUGGUGAAUCACCACUUCCUGAAAUGGGUAGUGGCCAUUUUCCUUCAGAAGGAUAUGGGAAGGCAGCUUAUAUCAAAGAAAUUCAGAUUAUAGAUCAAAGUAAAGUAGUGAGGGAUUUUGAUCUACUCCAUGAUCAAUGUGAAUAUUUUGUUGAUAAACCUGGAUGCUAUCUAGGGUAUCCAGUCACCCAAGAUCCAAUGGGAACCUUCAUCUUAUUUGGGGGGCCUGGUGGUAAUUGCUCUUGAUCAACUUUGUUAUGGUUGUCCUAUUUAUAAUAAAGGAUAUUUCUAUCA